This is a messenger RNA of Suillus paluster, 690 nucleotides long. RefSeq lists its product as uncharacterized. NCBI's taxonomy places the organism in Eukaryota, Fungi, Basidiomycota, Agaricomycetes, Boletales, Suillaceae. The record is from RefSeq and is a predicted model, not a curated record. The transcript has 3 exons. The coding region runs from base 1 to 690 and encodes 229 amino acids.
AUGGCAAAGAAGCUGGGCAUGCCCGACCUUCUUUUCAAGAUGGAUGGACUGGGUGGCAGCGUCCCCUUGUGGAUAAUGGAAGUCAGCUUUUCAUGGGCAAAAGAUGAAGUGAUGUCUAGCAUCUGUCGUUAUGCAAUGGAGUGCAAGGAUGUCCAAGUAAUCACCAUCAUUGACACCUGCAAGUCCCAGCCUCACAAGAUGCCGAAGGAUAUAUCGGAUUUGACAAUCACAAUGGAGGGGCGAAUUUGGUUAACAUUGAAGGAGUGGAAGGUUGUGUCGGAUAAUCCAGCCUUUGGGCCAGUUAUGUCCUCAGUACCACAUCAGUGGGCCAGUCCCCUGACCAUCAAGGUCAAGACCUGGCUCUGUCACCCAGAUAGAGAGUUCUCUCUCGAUAAAAUGAACAGCAGUUCCUAUUAUGUGUGCGUGGAGAUUUGUCCAACCAGGGACUCCGCUGAGAUUGCACAUCUCAAUUCAGUGUUCCACCAAGCCAUGAAACUCAUAUGUGACAAAAUCACUGGUUAUGUGCAGAAGCAUUGUGAGCUCGAUGAGGAGAAUUUGAGCGCCAUGCGCAAAUGGAUACCUCCGGAUCCUCUAUUCAACUGGGAUAAGGUCGUGAAUCACGUUCGCAAGGGAAUGCUUUAUGAUGGGUUUGACUGGUACUGUGACUGGCAUGUCAAUUUGAAGUACUGA